This is a messenger RNA of Salvia hispanica, 3153 nucleotides long. RefSeq names its product putative protein S-acyltransferase 19. The record is from RefSeq and is a predicted model, not a curated record. NCBI's taxonomy places the organism in Eukaryota, Viridiplantae, Streptophyta, Magnoliopsida, Lamiales, Lamiaceae. Gene Ontology annotation, biological process: peptidyl-L-cysteine S-palmitoylation; protein targeting to membrane. Gene Ontology annotation, cellular component: endoplasmic reticulum; Golgi apparatus. Gene Ontology annotation, molecular function: protein-cysteine S-palmitoyltransferase activity.
AAUUGCACUUUACCAACUCCAAAAAACACACACAACACAUAGUCACCGGGCCUUCAACUUCUCCCCGCCGUCCCUUUGUCUGUUUCUACUUCAAUUUUUCUUGCAGCAACUCACUGGAAACGGACAAAGCUUUAACCAAUUCCGGUGGUUUUGUAACUUUUGUCUUGUACUGUUGUGCAAUUCCUGUGUAGAAUAUUUUGAUUGGGAGAAAAGGGGAAAAGGGUUUCUCUCUGGGCCUUCUUUUUUUGCUGCAUUUUUUUCCUCUUCCUAGAUUUGGGUGUUUUAGCUGAACCCAUUUGGGUAAAGUUGAUUUUCAGGGUGUGGGGAGAGGUAAAGUAGGAAGCUUGACACACAGUUGACCCUGGAGACUGGAGUGCGUGCAAUUUGGGGGUCGAAGGAAAAAGGAGAGCAGCAGCGGCUUAGGUGAAAUGAGAGGGGUGUGGGGAGGGGUAAAGUUGGAACCUUGACACACAGUUGACGCUGGAGUGCGUGCAAUUUGGGGGUUGAGGUGAAAGGGUGAGAGCAGCUAUUGUGGUGAGGUGAGGAAGUGAUGGUGAGAAAACAUGGGUGGCAGUUGCCGGCACACACCUUUCAGGUUGUUGCUAUUACAGUAUUUUGCUUGUUAGUGGUGGCAUUUUAUGCUUUCUUUGCUCCAUUUCUUGGAGGCCGAAUAUGGGAGUACGUUCUAAUGGGUGUCUAUUCCCCAGUGGCAAUAUUGGUGUUUAUUCUUUAUGUUCGAUCUACUGCAAUAAACCCGGCAGACCCCGGCAUCAUGUAUAAAUUCGACCCUGAGCUAAUGAAUGAGGCAAGGGAAAAGCGUGAAUCGAUUGCACAUGGUCUGAGAAGGAAAUAUGAUGAAGGUAGUAAUGGAACUCAUUCAUGUGCAUCUUCUCCCUCAAGAAGUUCCUUUGCUGGAGCUAACUCUAGUAAGAAAGGUUCGGUUGAGUCUGUGAAAUCCAACACUCAAGCGGUACCUCCAAGAAGGAGUUCGUUCUGCCAUUUUUUCGGCGGAUUUCUCUGCGCAAUCUUUGUUCUUGAAGAUUGCCGCAAACAGGAUGAAACAGCUGAGCUGGAAGGUACAGGGGAAGAUGCUUUGUUUUGCACGCUGUGCAACGCUGAGGUUCGGAAAUUCAGCAAGCACUGUCGAAGUUGUGACAAGUGUGUGGAUGGAUUCGAUCAUCAUUGUCGGUGGCUCAAUAACUGCGUAGGGCGGAAGAACUACGCCACAUUUAUCUCACUUAUGGGCAUCAGUUUAGUUUGGCUUGUUGUUGAAGCUGGAGUGGGCAUUGGCGUUCUAGUUCGUUGCUUCACCAAUAAGCAUUAUAUGGAGGCUCAAAUAGUUGAUCGGCUAGGAAAUGGUUUCUCCCGUGCCCCAUUUGCAACUGUUGUGGCUUUAUGUUCGGCCGUGUCCUUGCUGGCAUGUGUGCCCUUGGGCGAACUUUUCUUUUUCCACAUGAUCCUAAUACGAAAGGGCAUUACAACUUACGAAUAUGUCGUGGCAAUGAGGGCCAUGAGCGAAGUGCCUCCAGGAGCAUCAGUCGACGAGGAGGUCCCGGAUAUUUUAUAUUCUCCAUCUGGUUCUGCAACGACUGGUUUCAGUGGCGGAAGUUCAUUGGGGCUGCAAUAUAAGGGUGCUUGGUGCACGCCUCCUCGGGUUUUUGUUGACUAUCAGGAAGAAGUUGCACCGCAGUUAGGACCUGGUAUGAUCCCGUCUACAGUUGAUCCGGAUGCUAACGGAUCGGGUGAGAAGGGAAAUAAGGGGCCGAAAAAGGGAGUUCGGAUCAGUGCGUGGAAGCUUGCUAAACUAGACUCGAGUGACGCAAUGAAAGCAGCUGCAAAAGCAAGGGCAUCGUCGUCUGUAUUGCGUCCUCUUGAUGGUCGUCGUUUGCCUGAUUCUGAGAUAAGUUCGAGCGAGAACGGUAGUAUCAAAAGUAGCAUGAGCACCGACACCGGAGGAAACAAAGAUGCCCGGAACGAUCUCAGGCUGUCGCCUCGGAGGCACUCGUUCGCCCCGAGUCAAGGCAGCCGGGAUGAGUAUGAGACCGGGACUCAAAGCAUGAGCAGUUUCAGCAGUCCGGGUCAUGUUCACGAAUCCGUCUCGUUGAGCCCUCUUCCACAACCUCGCGGUCUGAACCCUCUCGUCUCAGAUCAGCCGCUGGCCUCUAGAGCAGCGGCUGUUCCGGCUAGAAACAACCCGGUCUUCCCUAACUCCUCAGGUUUCGACGAAAAGAUUAUGCAGAGGCAUAGCGGUCCCGACACCCUCCUGCUCUCUGCUCCGACUGCUCUGACUGCUGCUCCGGCAGUUUCCUUCAUUCGAGACGUGAAAAGAACGUCCGUUGUUUGGGAUCAGGAAGCUGGGAGGUACGUCUCCGUUCCGUUAUCAACAGCUGAAGCCCGAAAAAGGCCAUCUUUACCGUCUGCUCUACCAAACACUACUGCAGCGACAAGCAAUCAAGAUAAGAGACUGGCUGCCCCCGUUCGAGAGCCUCCACCGCCCCUAGCUAAGCCCGCGGUCCACCAGUCGGAUAAGCUGACGUACACGGGAGAAUCCAUCUUCUUUGGCGGCCCCCUUCUCAGUGCUCCGAUCAGAGACGGGCUGAGAGGUGAAGGAGGCUCGAGCUCAAAAGACGGACAGGAUAAGCUGCCCAUCAACUUGCCUCGAGAUUCGAGAUUCAAGAGGGAUGCCGUCUCGAACCAGCUCCCGAUUUUCAUUCCUGGGGAUUUUGAGCUCAACCCUCCAUCGGGAUCGAGUUUCUAAUAUCUCGUUCGACCAAAGAAACCCUACUGCGGCCAUUCGUUCCCACAUAUGCCUACGAGCUGCAGACUAGAAGAAACCCCUCGACGGGGGCCGUUUUCGUGCCCCCAUCGGAACCUCUUCCUCACACGAAAGAUAAGCUGCGGCUAGGUUCCAGUGGUUUCUUCUCACCGCAUGCUUCGGUUAUUUAACAUUUUUGUUGCUUCGUUGUAUCAAUACACUCGACUAAGACCCGGCUGUGGCUGGUGCGGUUUGGUCGGUUCGACUGGCUCACCCGCGUAGGUUUACAUUCAUUCCUAGCUGUUGAUGAUGCUUUAGAUUUGUGUGUAUUGUUUGAUUUAAUCAUCAGAUUUCAACCACCAGUGGUAUUUAGGAUUAAGGGAUGAAUAUUGACACAA